AAGGCGUUUCACUGUACUUGUGCACAUGACAUGAAUUUAAUUUGAUGUGCAUCUCGUGGCUGGAACAGUUAUUCUCUAGGAGUGAUCAUUUGAAACCGGGCUCAAUUUGGCGAGUUGAAAGACAAUUCUUUCAGGGUUACAAACCAAUAUCUAUCUAUCUUUUCGAUAUGCAGAAGUUUCGUUUAUUCUGCCUGUUCUUUCGAUUUUUCUAAAUGUAUUAACAAUUCCACAUUGAACACUGCAUGGGGAUGGAUUACGGCCACGACAUCUGUUUGUCGCGGUGGUGAGGCGUAGCCAUGGACACCACCACCUCUCUGAAGAUGACCACUCUGGCCAUCCAGAGCCUGUUCAGCUACGUGGAGGAGGACAACGUUCCGGCCAUCAAAGCCCACCUGGACAAGUUCAAGGAGGUGGACAGCAGGAGCGAGAAUGGUCAGACUUCCCUGAUGGUGGCAUCAGAGCAGGGCAGCGUAGAGAUGGUUCAGGAGCUCAUCAGGAGGGGAGCCAACGUCAACCUGGACGAUGUGGACUGCUGGACGGCACUGAUCUCAGCGGCUAAGGAGGGCCAUGUGGAGGUGGUGAAGGAGUUGCUGGCCAACAAUGCCAGCCUGGAGCACCGGGACAUGGGGGGAUGGAGCGCCCUCAUGUGGGCUUCCUAUAAGGGUCGUGUGGAGGUUGCCCAGCUACUUCUGGAGAAAGGAGCUAGCCCCAACAUCACUGGCCAGUACAGCGUCUACCCCAUUAUCUGGGCGGCUGGACGAGGUCAUGCUGAUAUAGUCCAUCUCCUGAUUCACCACGGAGCUAAAGUCAACUGCUCUGACAAGUAUGGCACUACCCCGUUGAUCUGGGCGGCCAGGAAGGGUCACUAUGACAGUGUGAUACACUUGCUGGUCAAUGGGGCCGAUGUGGACCAGGAGGGAGCGAAUUCCAUGACAGCUCUGAUCGUGGCGGUGAGGGGUGGUUUCAAUGAGGUGGUGAAGGAGAUUUUGAAGAGGAACCCCAACGUCAACAUGACAGACAAGGACGGCAACACAGCCCUGAUGAUCGCUGCCAAGGAGGGCUACACUGAGAUAGUCCAGGACCUGUUGGACGCUGGCACCUACGUCAACAUACCAGCCAGGAGUGGGGAGACGGUGCUGAUCGGAGCAGUGAGAGGAGGCCAUGUGGAGAUCGUCAGAGCCCUUCUGAACAAAUAUGCCGACAUUGACGUCAGGGGACAGGAUAGUAAGACUGCCCUCUACUGGGCAGUGGAGAAAGGGAACACCACCAUGGUGAGAGACAUCCUCCAAUGCAACCCGGACACUGAGAGCUGCACCAAGGAUGCAGAGACCCCUUUGAUCAAAGCCACCAAGAUGAGGAACAUUGAGAUAGUGGAGCUGCUCCUGGACAGAGGGGCCAAAGUGGCUGCUGUGGACAAGAAAGGCGACACGGCCCUUCACAUUGCCAUCAGAGGGCGGAGCCGCAAGCUUGCUGAGCUCCUCCUGAGGAACCCUAAAGAUGGCCGCCUGCUCUACCGCCCCAAUAAGGCCGGCGAGACGCCCUACAACAUCGACUGCACCCACCAGAAGAGCAUCCUCACUCAGAUCUUUGGAGCCAAGCACCUGUCUCCCUCCGAGUCUGACGGUGACAUGCUGGGGUAUGACCUGUACAGCAGUGCCCUGGCAGACAUCCUCAGUGAGCCCACCAUGCAGCCGCCCAUCUGUGUGGGCCUGUACGCCCAGUGGGGCAGCGGCAAGUCCUUCCUGCUCAAGAAACUGGAGGAUGAGAUGAAGACAUUUGCAGGCCAGCAGAUUGAGCCUCUGUUCCAGUUCUCGUGGCUGGUGGUGUUCCUGUCCCUGCUGCUGUGUGGUUCUGUAGCUCUGGUCCUGGGCUUCACCGUCGACCCCCGCCUGGCCAUCGCCGUCUCCCUCAGCCUCCUCACCCUGCUCUACAUCUUCUUUGUGUUGGUAUACUUCGGGGGUCGUCGUGAGGGGGAGAACUGGAACUGGGCGUGGGUCCUCAGCACCCAUCUGGCCCGCCAGGUGGGCUACCUGGAGCUGCUGCUCAAACUUAUGUUUGUCAACCCCCCCGAGCUGCCAGAGCAGACCACCCGCGCCCUGCCUGUCAGGUUCUUGUUCACAGACUACAAUCGUCUGUCCAGUGUGGGAGGGGAGACCAGCCUGGCAGAGAUGAUAGCCACCCUGUCUGACGCCUGUGAGAGGGAGUUUGGCUUCAUGGCCACCCGCCUCUUCAGGGUGUUCAAGAACGAGGAGAACCAAGGUAAGAAGUGGAAGAAGACGUGCUGCGUGCCCAGCUUCAUGCUGUUCGUCGUGACUCUGGGCUGCCUGAUCACGGCCAUGGCGCUGCUGGCCAUCUUUAAGGUGCAGCGUGAGAACCUCACAGUGAACGCUGUGCUGAUCGCCAUGGCCAGCGUGGUGGGCCUGGCCCUCCUGUUGAACUGUAGGACCUGGUGGCAGGUGGCCGACUCCGUCCUCAACUCCCAGAGGAAGAGACUGCACAGUGCCGCCAACAAGAUGCACAAGCUCAAGAGCGAGGGCUUCAUGAAGGUGUUGAAGCAUGAGGUGGAGCUGAUGUCCAAGAUGGCCAAGACCAUCGAUGGCUUCACCCAGAACCAGACCCGCAUGGCGGUCAUCAUUGACGGCCUGGAUGCCUGCGAACAGGACAGAGUGCUGCAGAUGCUCGACACGGUGAGGGUGCUGUUCUCCAAAGGCCCCUUCAUCUCCAUCUUUGCCAGCGACCCCCACAUCAUCAUCAAGGCCAUCAACCAGAACCUGAACAGCGUGCUCAGGGACUCGAACAUCAACGGCCACGACUACAUGAGGAACAUCGUCCACCUGCCUGUUUUCCUCAACAGCCGUGGGCUAAGCACAACCAGGAAGCUGUGCACCCACAACGGAGACCUGGCCAACCCUGAGGGAUGGCAUGAGGAGAUGGACAGGAAGCUGUCCUCAAACAGUCUGGGGGAUCAGACCAAGUUUGGCAGCAAGACGGCCCUCAACCGCAGGGACACGUACCGCAGGAGGCAGAUUCAGAGGACUGUUACCAGACAGAUGUCCUUUGACCUGACCAAGCUGUUGGUCACUGAGGACUGGUUCAGUGAUAUCAGCCCCCAGACCAUGAGGAGGCUGCUCAACAUCGUCUCUGUCACAGGACGUCUGCUGAGGGCCAAUCAGAUCAUCUUUAACUGGGACCGUCUGGCGUCGUGGAUCAACCUGACGGAGGAGUGGCCCUACAGGACCUCCUGGCUCAUCCUCUUCCUGGAGGAGACCGACGGCAUCUCAGACCAGAUCACCCUGAAGACCAUCUACGAGAGAAUCUCCAAAAACAUCCCCACCACCAAAGACGUAGAGCCCCUGCUGGAGAUCGACGGGGACAUCCGUAGCUUCGAGGUUUUUCUGUCCUCUAGGACUCCCGUCCUCACGGCACGCGACGUGGAGAUGUUCCUCCCCUGCACUGUCAACCUGGACCCCAAACUCCGGGAGAUCAUCGCAGAUGUCCGUGCUGCCAGGGAGCAGAUGCACAUUGGAGGAGUGACCUAUCCCACGCUGCCCCUACAGGACGUCCCAGCCCGCGCCGCCUCUGCCUUCGGCCAGCACUCGGCUGCCUGCUCCCCCACGGGCUCCUUCUCUGGCUCCCUGCUCCCCCCAGGGCUAGUGCCCCCCCAGCCCCACGGCAGUUACUACAGCAUGCCUGCCCCCCAGCACCCCUUCUACACCCGGCCUUAUUUCCCCCAUCAUGUGUAUCACCUGCCCCGGCAUCAAUACAGCUCCCAUCCUCACCCUGCCCCGACUCAGUCACGCCCCUCCAUUAAAGCAGGCUACCCCAGGGACCCCAAUGGACUUGAUGUAAUUGCUGAGGAUGCCAGAGAGGGCCUCCCCACCCCCACUACCAAUUACCUCCCUAUGGUUUCUGGCUCUGGGGUACCAGGCGCCCCUGUGAUACUCCUCAGCUCUCUUAACACGGACGCGGUGUGUGAGCGCGUCAAACACAUCGACGGCAUGGACCCUAGCAUGCUGGGCCAGUACACCGCCACCAUCAAGAAGGCCAAUGUGAAUGGCCGGGUGCUGUCUCAAUGCAACCUGGAAGAGCUGAAAAAAGAGAUGAACAUGAACUUUGGCGACUGGCAACUCUUCAGAGGCAUGGUGAUGGAGCAGCGUCACGGGGAGAGCCAGGCCCUGCAGGAGGAGUCUCGUGCGGCCAGCGAGCAGGGCAGCAGCGUGGUCAACGUGGAGACGGCCAGGCACCAGGGAGCUCCCCAUGAGGUGGGCAGCUACAGCUUGAACCUCAGCUUCGAGGAGCUCAGUAACGUAGGCCUGGGUCUGGAGGAGCCCCCGAGACCCACUCAGCACUGGCCCGUGGCGGCCACCCACCGCACCCCCAGCAUGUCCAGCCUCAACUCCCAGGAGUCAUCCAACGACAUCUGCAAGCUGACGGACAAGCAGCAGGCAGAGUAUCGCGACGCCUACCGCGAGUACAUCACCCAGAUGACCCAGCUGGACGUGGCCGGAAGCGGGGGAGAGAAGCCCGUCCAGCCCCACCCGGGCCAGUUCCUCCAGAGCCGAGAGGUCAGAGACCCAGAGGAAAAGGCCAAAGACGGGACCGAGCAGGAGGGCCGCAAGCCCUCUUUCCCCACCAAGAGAGGGGCUAAAGCUAUGGAUGCGGUCGAUACAGAUGCCCCCCUGGACCCCAUCAGCGAAGAGGACGAGAAGCUGUAUUCCAGCGCCUCCAAAGCAGGGGGCUCCAAGGUGAAGGGAGCAGGGCCUCGAUACCACAAUGUCCCCAGUGAUGAGGAGUCAGGGACGGAGGAAUCAGACAACACCCCUCUGCUCCAGGAAGAAGGGAAGGAGGGGGGCGCCCAAGCGACAUCCGACAUAGCCCUGGACAAGAAGGACUCGUCCGACUCGGGGUUGAGGUCUGGCGAGAGCUCCUCGGACCACUCCCUAGUGGAAGCCGAAGAGGUUAAUAAACCCAACCUGAUAGAGCUGGAGCUAGAAGGUCUGGUAAAGGAGAGGGGCCUGCUGCCCAGCAGUCUGAGUGGCCUCCACGAUUCCACCAUCGCCCGCAUGUCCAUCUGCUCCGAGGCUCCGUCCGAGGGCAGCCUGAUGGCCUCCAGCCCCGACGAAACCUGGUUCCCCGCCAGCUUGUCCAUGAGCAACCUCAACCGCGCCUCCAGCACCACCACGCUCAACAACAACAGUAGCAACAACGCUGCCACCACCAACACCAGCCAAGACAACCAAGACACAGAGAGCUCCACCCCACGCUCCAGCACUGACUCCACCACUGGGCCUGUCCAUAACCAGAACCUGCGUGGGAUCAUCCUCAAGAGGGCACUGAGCACCGGGGAGGCCCUUGAGGGCCACACAGGGGCCCCUGAUGCCAUUAUCCUGGAGGACGAGAGAGAGAGUGUCCUGUGAGGGGCCCAGGCCUUUUUUGAGGUCCCUUAGACGUUGCUUGAUGUUUGAUGUUGUGAUGUGCUACAAAAAAAUAAAGGCCUAUUCAUCUGUAAUUUAGUUUUUAAAAGACUGAAGGUUGUUACACAAUUUGAGAGAAAAUGUUACAGCAUUCACCCAGAGUUGAUAUGCAGAUCAGUAAGCAUCGAUUAAAACGAAGGGGAUCACAUUUUUGCCAAUCAUAAAAAUAUUAAAUAAAUUGGGUUGAAGAAAUGAAUGUCCUGGCUUGUAGACAAACCAAAAAUACAUCAAGAACUCAGGAUACAUUUUGUGAAAUAAUUUGAAAGUUCAUGACGUCAUACUAAUAUGGAAUCAAAGUCCAAUUGAAAUGGCCCUGUAGUUCAAUCAGGUGUUGUGCUGUCAUGUUCACGUUUGCUGUUGGAAAAUGGUAGUGAGUUGUGAUGUGAUUGUUUGUGUGUCCGUAUGAAUGUUGUGUUUUGGUGUAGUGAUGGUGACAGUACAGUAGUGGUGUAUGUUGGUGCAAUUUUGUAUACUGUACUUUGUUAUAGGUUACUGAAAAAUCUUAAUUGGCUUUGUGCUUAACUAGAAUUGAGGAAAACUUAGUUAUCAAGUAGGCUACCAGUGAAAAUGUGCCAUGUUCAAACAUGAGUUAUUUGGUGUAGUAUUGCUGUGAAUUUGUAUUGUGACACCUUUUUUCCAUAUUUGUGAUGGAAAGGUCUAUUUGCCCAAGAAUCUGUUUUGUGCUGUAAUUAAAGAUUUAAAAUCUA
Coregonus clupeaformis (lake whitefish) is the source of this 6181-nucleotide messenger RNA. It is a transcript of the gene kidins220a, whose product is annotated as kinase D-interacting substrate 220a. NCBI's taxonomy places the organism in Eukaryota, Metazoa, Chordata, Actinopteri, Salmoniformes, Salmonidae. Bases 297 to 5417 code for a protein of 1706 amino acids. Gene Ontology annotation, molecular function: protein binding. The transcript has 31 exons. The record is from RefSeq and is a predicted model, not a curated record.